GUUUGCCCCAGACUGCGGCACAGACACCAGUCAGACCUGUUUGCGGUUGCCUUGCACUUGACUGCAUUCUAACAAUGCUUUUGCACAAAUAUGUGUUUUGAUUAUUGCCACCAAGAGAAUCAUAGGACUACGAAGCUGAUACACCAAACAGAGGCUGUGCUCUUAUUUCCUUACUCCUGUUUUGUUUUUGAGCAGCACAUGAAGCAAACUACCAUCACAUCAAGCAGAAGAGACAUCAGGAGAUCUUGGUGCACAGAACUGCAUGGUGAGUCUGCAUUACUGGGGCAGGUCGUGUACAGAUAGGACCCCCCGAAACACUGUACCACCCCCGUUAGAAGACUAAUGCCCGCGACACAGUGGUCCACACCAGAGGAGGAUGAGUCCGGCCGGGGAGGCUCAGGCCCGGGAGGCCAUAGAGGCAGAGAAGAAGAAAAAGCAGCAACAUCAGCAGCAGCUACAGGCGCAGAGCUACAUGGAGAAAGGGGUUAUGCUUGAGCCCUUUGUGCACCAGGUGGGGGGUCACUCCUGCGUGCUGCGAUUCGGGGACCAGACCAUCUGUAAGCCCCUCAUCCCACGCGAGCAUCAGUUUUACAAAAGCCUGCCUGCUGCCAUGAGGAGGUUCACCCCACAGUACAGAGGGGUGGUGUCCGUGAGCUUCGAGGAGGAUCACGAAGGGAACCUCUGUCUUUUUGCAUACCCCCUACGCAGCGACCCCACCGACCUGGAGAACAAAGAUCCCUCCACCGAUAAUGAGCCCAAGACUAAAAUCGUUAAACUGAGCAAAAAGAUGACCUCCUCGCUGAUUGUGGACAGUGAAAACUACAAAGAUGAUCAUCGGCCUUCUUGCAAAGAUAAAGAAAAAAGUGUCCAUAAACUACAGGAGGAGGUGGAGCUGGACUGGCUGCAGCAGGCCGAGGUGCUGCACUAUCGUUUGGAGUGUACUCAUACUAAUGCGACCCCGCAGCUAAAGCACAACCCCUGGAGUCUCAAAUGCCACCAGCAGCAUCUGCAGAGGAUGAAGGAGAACGCCAAGCACCGCAACCAGUACAAGUUCAUUCUGUUAGAAAAUCUAACAUGGAGACACACAGUUCCAUGUGUGCUGGACUUGAAGAUGGGCACCAGGCAGCACGGGGACGAUGCCUCAGAGGAGAAGAAAGCUAUGCAGAUCCGCAAGUGUCAGCAAAGUACGUCAGCCUCCAUCGGGGUCCGGCUGUGUGGUAUGCAGGUGUACCAGCCUGACACGGGCCAGCUGAUGUUCAUGAACAAAUACCACGGGCGUAAACUUACUCUGAGCAGCUUCAAAGAGGCUCUGUUCCAGUUCUUCUACAGCGGUCGGCGUCUGCGGCAUGAGCUGCUGUCCCCUGUCCUGCGGAGACUCUGCGACAUGAAGACCACGAUUGAGGACUGUGAAUCGUACCGUUUUUUCUCCAGCUCUCUGCUCAUCAUCUACGACGGGGCCCACGGGAUGCAGAUGCACAGACGCGCUGAGGAUGGGCUGUCCGAGAAAGAGGAGGACAAUGACGAAGAGGUGCAUGUUCAAAACGAGGUGGAGGAGUAUGAAGAAGCAGAGGCAGGAGCGCUGAGUUUUGCAUCCACUGAAACCUCCAGCACUAGCCACAAUGUGGAUGUGGACGUCAGGAUGAUCGACUUUGCGCACACAACUUGUAAACAUUAUGGCGAAGACAGUGUCGUUCACGAAGGACAAGACAGCGGCUAUAUUUUCGGCCUCCAGAAUCUAAUAACAAUCAUAUCAGAGCUGGAGGACCACAGCACAAACCAAGACUGAGACAUGACUUUCAGAGGCACAAAAGGGAUGACCAGACUUUAAAAAGCAGCUGACUGGUUGGGGGUGGAACGCCUUGCAGCCAUUCUUAGUAUAUCUCUUUCAUUUGUGUGUCUUUGGGAUAUAUGACGCCAAUAAGGCAGCAGUUACAUCGUCAUCAUAAUGUUUGAUGUCUGUUACCCAUAAGGUCUGGAUGCAGCAGAAAUACUUUUUUGUGUGUCUGAAUCUAAUCAAAGGGUUUGGCUAUGUGCACACUAAUACAUUUUACUGCCCUGCAUAGUGAAGGGAAAUUCACAAAACAAGAUGUAACUGAACUGUGGAGCGUUUAUGAAGAAUGUGCCAUUGCAGUGGUUUGAAAUGCACCAAGUGUUGGCCUUAAUAGAAAAUACUGCAGCAUCUAAAAACAUGGCAAGUUGAGAGUUGUAUUUGUGAAAAAAAUCAAUGCAGCUUUAAAUGUAUUAGUGUGGACGCAGCCUACAUAUUUUGCACAUAGCACAUUCAGGACGAGUGUGUGUUAAACGAGGCUUUCUAAGGGAGCGAGAAAUGUAUUUACGAUUUUGCGUGACAAGAUGCAAGUUUGAGUAGAGCUCAUUCGCCUGUCCGUCUAGAGAAUAUAACGACAUAGAAUUUAUACAUUAUUUAUUUGACAUGUUUCAUAAUAAACUAAAGUGAAAAGAAGCAAAUGGAGCGUACUACAUUCCAUGUUAUUAAUGUUACAAUAAUGAUAUUAAUAAAUAUUGUUAUUUGACAUGUUUGGAUACCUCUAUCUUAUCUGUGCUGUCCACAGUUUGUCAGUAG
Messenger RNA from Periophthalmus magnuspinnatus, 2581 nucleotides. Its product is annotated as inositol hexakisphosphate kinase 2-like. The transcript is spliced from 5 exons. Gene Ontology annotation, biological process: inositol phosphate biosynthetic process; phosphatidylinositol phosphate biosynthetic process. Gene Ontology annotation, cellular component: nucleus; cytoplasm. The coding region runs from base 377 to 1786 and encodes 469 amino acids. The record is from RefSeq and is a predicted model, not a curated record. Gene Ontology annotation, molecular function: inositol hexakisphosphate kinase activity. NCBI's taxonomy places the organism in Eukaryota, Metazoa, Chordata, Actinopteri, Gobiiformes, Gobiidae.